Molecule: messenger RNA, 1812 nt
Organism: Exophiala oligosperma
Lineage: Eukaryota; Fungi; Ascomycota; Eurotiomycetes; Chaetothyriales; Herpotrichiellaceae
Exons: 1
Coding region: 437-1087 (216 amino acids)
Source: RefSeq, a predicted model, not a curated record
AGUACCCGUUCCUACUUCUCACCCGUCCCUCGCUUUCUCUCUCUCUUUUCCCGCCCUUUCUCUUCCCGCAUCUCUACGAAUACCUGUAAACCACCAUCCCUCCCACCGCUUCUUCCGCUACUCGUACCAUCCCAUUACCGCCUCUUCAAUUAAAACUCGACUUCUCUCUAGUCUACCUGCCACCCUCCAUACAACCUACUCUUUUAUUAUCCUGGUAUUUCUCCGUUGCACCUCGACAUUCCUAUCGACAUUGUUCAAAUCCUGCAACAGCAUAGACCAAAGCUCCGGCCGAACUACCCUGAUCAGCUGACGCCCCGUCAUUGUUUUGCCACAUUUGAUUAGCUGUUCACCCUUCGACUCACUCGACGAAGCAGCCUUACUUUCUUCUCAUCUUCUACCCAGGAAACCCUUCUACGAAUCGGAUCGAGUUGCAAUCAUGUCGACAUUUUACUACGCCGGUCACCAACAGCACCAAGCCCAGAAUCCUCACCCGAUGCCGCAGUCUCACAACCACCAUGGCCGCUCUCGCCGGGCACCUCGCAUCUCUUCCGCCCAAAACAACCAGAGACAAUAUCGAGCCCCCAAGGCGGUGAAAGAGGCGGUCAUCAACGAGGCUCCUACCCUGGCGGCCUACCGACAACGAUUCGAGGCCGGACGAUCUUUCGACCUGGAUGACGACCUGGAAUUCUGCCCGAACCUGCUAAGCUACGAUGAGGUUGGUCUUGAACCUCUGUUCCUGUCGACAUCUUUUACUGACUAUAAGAAGCGCCAGUCGGUAACUUCAGGAUCUGACCGAUCUUCAUUGUCAAGCGGUUCACCGGAUUCUUCGCCCCUGCAAUCCCAGAUUCAACCCCAACAAAUCACUCCUUCGCUCUCCCUCUCCUCUGCCGCAACAUCGGCCUAUGUGUCACCACCAUCAUAUACCAACAACAACAAUCACCUCAAGAUUCACCAACCAUCGGCGAUCCGUUCUCGCAACAACGCCAUUCCAAUUGUAAACCCUUCCACCGGCAACCGCAUUGCAAGCCCACCAUCAUCCAUCUCCCCAGGCAUGAUGCAGCAGACCACCGCUGCCCGCCGGUGGUAAGAGACCUUGUUAUGCUCUCUCCUCCGUGCUGGUCGUUGGUGUCGCUGUAAUUGUUCCUGGGCUGGUCUGUGAUGUGGUCGUCUGCCUUUGCUUCGCCGGUGUUUAACGACAACCCUACUCACGUUUUUACCUCUUUACUUUGUACAUAUGUAUCUGACGACCUGAAAAUCUAUCAUUUCAUCGAGCGAAAGAAGGGUUUGGCGACUUUGACGACGUUUGACAUCAUACCAGCAGUUUUUGUCGCGAGCUACAGGAAUAGGGACCCGGGGAGUAUGGUGGCACAGCGAUCCCAAAAGACAAAGUGUGUUUUAGCAUGGAGUUCAUCGAGCAUAUUCAGGUCAGAUCAAGAGAUCACGAUAGACGACGACUAUCAUCUGCAUUAUCGGCGGUGUUUGCCCACAACAUGGAUUUUGGGGAUUUUGGGUUUUGGUUUUGAUUUUUGGCUUGCACAUUUGAUUUAUCGGUUGGUUAUGGGAGAUGAGAGAGAAUACAAAGAUACCAGACGGUUUUGAUUGGGCUUUGGGCUGGUUUAUGGUGACGCUGCAGCAUGAAACAAAUGCACAUCUCAUGGGUUGAAAUGGUUGGUUCUCAAAAUGAUGUCGAGAUUUCAUGGGAAAUCUUUCUCUUAUCCAGCAAAUAUUGGAUGGUUGAUAUAUGCCACCGCUCAUGAGGUGUAUUUCUAGUCAUAGAUGCUGAAAAUAUGAUUUCUCUUUUCUGUUCAACAA